AUGCAAACUGAAUUCUCCGGGCCAAGUUCUCAACUUUCUCGGCAGCUGGCCUGUGUUAUCAAUCGGGCUCUUAGCCAUCAUCCAGCUCCGGAUUCUGCUGGGACCGCUAAUAUCGAGGCAAGAACCAGUAUUGCUGUCUUGCUUGACUUGCUUCAUCGGUACAAGCAACCGUCUGUCUGCUGCCUGUCUCUCGGAGAGUCCCUUACUUCUGAGAACAUCGCGCAUCGCCCCUCGCAUUCACUCACAAAGGCAACAACUAAAGAUGCGUUUUCAGCCUCCCUUGCCUCCGAAUUCUCCCGUCUAGCUGAUCCUGAAAGUACCGAGAACGUGCCUCGUUUGCCGGGAGAUAGUAUCGAACUAUGGGUUGAAUGCUAUUCUGACGCUAAAAGUCUGCCUCCGCAUCGACAAAAGCGUUGGCACGAUUUGAUUCAGCUUAUUUAG
Molecule: messenger RNA, 441 nt
Organism: Protopolystoma xenopodis
Lineage: Eukaryota; Metazoa; Platyhelminthes; Monogenea; Polystomatidea; Polystomatidae
Source: the annotation of a GenBank genome assembly